GCUUUUUAUAUAGGAUUUUAAAUACGCUUGAUCUGAUGCACGUCGGGCUCCCUGCUGCUGUUUUUUGUUAUUGUGAGGAGAAAGUAGAGAAAAGCAGUCGCACAGCUUGAAGGCGUCGGCAGGGGAACAGGGAAAAACAGGAGGUCCUCCACCCACAGUCAAAGAAAGCCAUCCUCGGUAGCCUCCACCUUACUGUGGCCUGCCUUGCGUGGGAUGCUGCUGGAGAGUGGGAGAACUGAAGUGUUGAUGCCACCAGUAAGAGGUGUGGCAUAGUCAAUCAUGGGGGAUUCAAUAUUCAACUGCUGUUAUGUCCCACCCCAUCCCCCAGGAGAGGGGGAACCCGUCGUGUCGAGACGCGCGAACAUCAUGGCCUCCAAUUCAACCAGCAUCUCCUCCGACAAGCGCUUCCUCAUCUUCUUUGACUUCGAUGAGACCAUUGUGGAUGAAACCAGCGACGACUUGGUGGUGCAGGCCGCUCCGGGGCAGCACCUCCCGGACUGGCUGAAGGACACCUACCAGCCCGGCCGGUACAACGAGUACAUGCAACGUGUGCUGGCCUACCUGGCGGAGCAGGGCGUUACUGAAAGCGACAUCCGGAGCAUCAUGGAGAAGAUACCGGCCACGCCCGGCAUGACCACCCUCUUCCAGUACAUCCGCACCCGACCGAUCACGGACUUUGAAGUGGUGCUGCUGUCCGACUCCAACACCUUCUUCAUCGAGUCCUGGCUCCGGCGCGCCGGUGCCCGCCAGCUCUUCCACCGGAUCUUCACCAACCCGGCCACCUUCAACAAGGACGGCCGGCUGGUGCUGCGGCCUUUUCACUCCCACGACUGCCUGCGGUGUCCGAGCAACAUGUGCAAGCAGGUGGUUGUCAGGGACUAUGUGGCCCGCAGGACGCAGGAGCGGGGCCGCCCAUACCAGAGGGUCUUCUAUGUUGGGGACGGAGCCAACGACUUCUGUCCAGCGCUCGCACUCGGGCCCCGGGACGUGGCUUUCCCACGGCGGGACUUCCCCAUGCACCGGCUGAUCACGGAGACCCAUGAGGCCAUGCCCGGGGAGUUCAAGGCAGUCACGGUGCCGUGGAGCAGUGCGGAGGAGGUGGUGCAGAGGCUGAGGAAGCUGGUGACUGAAUAAAGGGUCACACACACAAGGGACAGAGAGGGGAGAAAGUGAUAAUUAAGGGGCCAAUUGACACUUUUAAUCAUAUUCUCAGGUAAUAAAGUUCCAGAAAGUUUUUAAGGCGAUAAAAAAAAACUUGGGUGUACACUGUAAAAA
Plectropomus leopardus (leopard coralgrouper) is the source of this 1275-nucleotide messenger RNA. NCBI's taxonomy places the organism in Eukaryota, Metazoa, Chordata, Actinopteri, Perciformes, Serranidae. The record is from RefSeq and is a predicted model, not a curated record.